Messenger RNA from Pan troglodytes (chimpanzee), 631 nucleotides. RefSeq names its product casein kinase II subunit alpha-like. The record is from RefSeq and is a predicted model, not a curated record. NCBI's taxonomy places the organism in Eukaryota, Metazoa, Chordata, Mammalia, Primates, Hominidae. The transcript has a single exon. Gene Ontology annotation, molecular function: protein serine/threonine kinase activity; ATP binding. Bases 27 to 530 code for a protein of 167 amino acids. Gene Ontology annotation, cellular component: nucleus; protein kinase CK2 complex; cytosol. Gene Ontology annotation, biological process: peptidyl-serine phosphorylation; regulation of cell cycle; peptidyl-threonine phosphorylation.
CAAGCAAGUCAUAAAGAUCCACAAGUAUGAUCUUUCGGAAGGAGCCAUUUUUCCAUGGACAUGACAAUUAUGAUCAGUUGGUGAGGAUAGCCAAGGUUCUGGGGACAGAAGAUUUAUAUGACUAUAUUGACAAAUACAACAUUAAAUUAGAUCCACGUUUCAAUGAUAUCUUGGGCAGACACUCUCGAAAGCGAUGGGAACGCUUUGUCCACAGUGAAAAUCAGCACCUUGUCAGCCCUGAGGCCUUGGAUUUCCUGGACAAACUGCUGCGAUAUGACCACCAGUCACGGCUUACUGCAAGAGAGGCCAUGGAGCACCCCUAUUUCUACACUGUUGUGAAGGACCAGGCUCAAAUGGGUUCAUCUAGCAUGCCAGGGGGCAGUACGCCCGUCAGCAGCGCCAAUAUGAGGUCAGGGAUUUCUUCAGUGCCAACCCCUUCACCCCUUGGACCUCUGGCAGGCUCACCAGUGAUUGCUGCUGCCAACCCCCUUGGGAUGCCUGUUCCAGCUGCCGCUGGCGCUCAGCAGUAACGGCCCUAUCUGUCUCCUGAUGCCUGAGCAGAGGUGGGGGAGUCCACCCUCUCCUUGACGCAGCUUGCGCCUGGCGGGGAGGGGUGAAACACUUCAGAAGC